Durotheca rogersii is the source of this 2536-nucleotide messenger RNA. Its product is annotated as phosphatidylserine decarboxylase. The transcript is spliced from 2 exons. The record is from RefSeq and is a predicted model, not a curated record. Gene Ontology annotation, molecular function: phosphatidylserine decarboxylase activity. Gene Ontology annotation, cellular component: mitochondrion. NCBI's taxonomy places the organism in Eukaryota, Fungi, Ascomycota, Sordariomycetes, Xylariales, Xylariaceae. The coding region runs from base 293 to 1879 and encodes 528 amino acids. Gene Ontology annotation, biological process: phosphatidylethanolamine biosynthetic process.
CUCCUUCUCUGGAUCGGAGUAUUAGGUAGAAUCACCGUAAACUCCAGUCCGGAAUAUCCUCAGCCACAACCCCGUUGUCCCAUUGCCUACGAGACGAAUGCCAUUGCUGUCAACGGUCACGCCCCGUUGACCUCCCCUAAGGGACACACACGCCGGUGUCCGCACCCUGACCCCCCAGAUCGGUCUUGCGAAACGCUGCAAUUGGUAGCCUACCCUCCUCUCGUCGCUAUUCCUUUGCGACCUAGAUGGCUCCGUGAACAUCGCUCGACCGCCGCGAAGGACUCAAGUGCCAAUGAUAGCUCGGUGCUCCGUAUCGGCCCCAGGGCUCUCGCCCAGGCUGUGCCGCCCGCCGCUGCCGUCUGCCCUCCGCCAGCCCCGCGCGGCUGCGACGCGGCAGUCGAGGCACUUCGCAUCCACGUCCCGACAAGCCUUCCGCCGGUCGUCGGGCAAACGGCGGCAGCAGGAGCCUUUCGGGUCGAGGCUGCGGACGGCAUUGAGGAACACCAAGGUCCAGUGGUAUCCCAUACCCGUGGGCUUGGGCAUUGGCUUCCUAGGCCUCGUCCAGCUCUACAAGACCCAGUCGCGCGAGAAGGAGAGGCUCGACAGGGAAGCGGGCGAUGCCGAGGCGCCCUCUCCCAAGAGGCGGCCGCGAGUCCGACCCGACGGCCCAUGGCAGGUUCAGGUGAUGUCGACUCUGCCUCUGAAGGCGAUAUCGCGGCUGUGGGGCCGGUUCAACGAGCUGACCAUCCCGUACUACCUGCGGGUCCCCGGCUUCAAGCUGUACUCCUUCAUCUUCGGCGUCAACCUGAACGAGGUCUCCGAGCCGGACCUGCACGCGUACCCGAACCUCUCCGCCUUCUUCUACCGGACCUUGAAGCCCGGCGCGCGGCCCCUGGAUCCGAACCCGAACGCGCUGCUCUCGCCCGCCGACGGCCGCGUGCUGCAGUUUGGCCGGAUCGAGGGCAACGACAUCGAGCAGGUCAAGGGCAUGACCUACACCAUCGACGCCCUCCUCGGCAAGCAUACGCCCGCCCAUAGCGUGUCCGACACGCACGGGGCGCACGGCCACCCGCCCCCCAAGACCGACGACCACGAGGAGCUCGUCAAGGCGCACCAAGAGUUCGCGCGCGUAAACGGCAUCUCCUACACGCUGCCCGAUUUCUUCUCGGGAUCCGACGACCCGCACGAGAGCGGCAAGAAGCUCGUGGACCAAGCCGCCGCCCCGUCUAGCCCGGGUGCGGUCUCGGAGGUGCGCGCCGACCUGGCGCUCGGCGAGAAGCCGUGGUACGCGCUGCUGUCGCCGGACGAGCGGACAGCGCUCUACUACGCGGUGGUGUACCUGGCGCCGGGGGACUACCACCGGUUCCACUCGCCGGCGAACUGGGUGGUGGAGCGGCGGCGGCACUUCGCGGGGGAGCUGUACUCGGUGUCGCCGUACCUGCAGCGCACGCUGCCGGGGCUGUUCACGCUCAACGAGCGCGUGGUGCUGCUGGGGCGCUGGCGCUGGGGCUUCUUCAGCUUCGUGCCCGUCGGCGCGACCAACGUCGGCUCCAUCGCCGUCAACUUCGACCGCGAGCUGCGCACCAACUCGCUGCUCACCGACACCGCCGCCGCCCGCGCCGCCGAGCACGCCGCCGCCCGCGGCGAGCCCUACCACGGCUUCGCCGAGGCCACCUACCGCGCCGCCAGCCCCGUCCUCGGCGGCUACGCCCUCCGCCGCGGCGACGAGAUGGGCGGCUUCAAGCUCGGCAGCACCGUCGUCCUCGUCUUCGAGGCCCCCGUCCCCGACCACCCCGGCGCCCGCGGCGGCUUCGUCUGGGCCGUCGAGCGCGGCCAGCAGAUCAAGAUGGGCCAGGCGCUGGGCGCGGUCGAGGAGUGACGGGCCUGCGCUCACGCGUGACGAAAAGAAAAGUAAUGAUGCCUACAGAAACAUGGAGGAAAUACUGCAAAAGGGCAGAGGGGAUACGGGUUAAGGACAGCGCAAAGCAAGUCGUUUUUGUAUAGUAGCGACGCAGCAACGGACGCCUGGCGCGCGCACGGGCAGACGCGGAGAGGAACGGCGAGCCGGGUAGGCCGGCUACUGUACGAUAACUUUCUGUGUACAACCGCAGAACCGCUUCUCCCCACCUCUAUACCCAUCUCUAUCUCGAAAGCGAGGAGCGCGAAAAAGAGCAAGAAAGCAAAAGAACAAGAACAAGAACAAGAACAAGAAUACCCCCGCCCGCACCCAUGCGAGCAACUUCUACGUAGAAAUGCCAUGGCGCCCUAUCCAGCCCAGCUCGGGUUCGGCCCUCCCCCUCUCUUCCUAUCGCCUUCGCAUUCCCUCCUCCGUCUGGCGCGCAAGAGAGAAUAGGCGAUAUAUGUAUAUCUAUUUAUCUAUGAGCACAACAUAUGCGCGUGUGUGCGCAUCACCUCCGCCCCGCGACCUCCUCCUCCCCCCACAGCAGCGCGCCCGCCUCGCGCAGCAGGCGCGCGCACUCGCCGCCGCCGCCGGCGGUGCGCUCUGCCAGGUACAGCGGCGUGUUGUCGGCGCGGU